GUUUGGGGUUUGCUUUACAAUCCAGGCGAUGGUGGAUACGACACAACGUUCAAUUGCGUGGACUCCCUGGACAACUAUUGGGAGCAGUAUGAAAACAAUGACUUGUUCGCCACCAUCAUGCGCGUUUCCAUUGCCGGCCUUAUAGUGCUUGUCGUCAUAACCCUUGGCUCCUUCAUCUACCUGCGGGUUUGCAAGAGGGAGAUCCACCCGCCCUACGACAUGGCAUACAAUAGUUCGAGCGUCCGAUCCACCCGAGGAGAUGGCCUCGUGCAGCCUGCGAUCACAAAGGAGCAGGUCGAAGCCGCUCUGCCGAUUGUACAGUUAGAAGAGGAGCAGACCUGCUCUGUUUGCCUUGACACAGUGGGACCAGGGGAUGAAGCGCGGCGUCUUCAGUGCCAGCAUGCAUUCCAUGCCGAGUGCAUCAUGACAUGGUGUUGUCACCGCGGACAACACGUGAUCGAGUGCCCCAUGUGCAGACAGCGACAUCAACCCACCAACGAGGCCAUCGCAGCACAAAAAAUGGGCGGAAGAACUAGCAGAUAA
Symbiodinium necroappetens is the source of this 543-nucleotide messenger RNA. The record is from the annotation of a GenBank genome assembly. NCBI's taxonomy places the organism in Eukaryota, Dinophyceae, Suessiales, Symbiodiniaceae.